UUUUCUCAGUUUCAAAAUGUCUGACGUAGUCAUUGGGUUUUUCGCCACAGUGGCGUUUAUUGUCAUUAUCCUUUUUGAUGUUGGAAUUGUAACACCUUACUGGAUAACGGUAGAAGAGACUCUUCUAAAUUCUACAAGAAGUUUUACUCAUGGUCUAUUCUACAGUUUGGACUAUCCUGGAAAUGAAACUGUUUUCGACAAUUUAGUUAUUUGGCUUAAUAUAGCAACAUCCUUGUGUCUGACAAUCCUCCCUUUGUUCUGGAGUUGUAUCAGGUGUAUCAUUUGUUGCCGAAGCAGUAAUAAAAUGAAAAUAGCCGGAAAUUUACAGAUAGUUGCUGUAAAUGUUACUCUUUGCCUUACACUCUUGCAGGUCUUCUUGGGUUUGCAUCCGUCUUGACAGUGGUUGUUAAAUUUGGCCUUAAACAACUUAGAUGGUCAUUUUAUCUUACCGUUGCCUCAACCUG
Saccostrea cuccullata (small rock oyster) is the source of this 464-nucleotide messenger RNA. RefSeq lists its product as uncharacterized. The transcript has 3 exons. The coding region runs from base 17 to 397 and encodes 126 amino acids. NCBI's taxonomy places the organism in Eukaryota, Metazoa, Mollusca, Bivalvia, Ostreida, Ostreidae. The record is from RefSeq and is a predicted model, not a curated record.